AUGAAAAGAUUCCUAUCGGUCUCAUUUGCCGCUUUAUAUACUUUGGCGGCUGGCAAAAAUAAGGUUUCCGCAACCCCGCAUUCCGUGCCAGGCGAUACCCCGCUUUUCCGCAUUAUCGUGUCAUGCUCUUUACAGGAUGGAAACUCCGCUGGGCGGACAUACAAUCACGCGGACACAUGUAAUUUUUUAACCCCUUCACCCCUUAAAAUAAAAAUGGUUGUCCGCCUUAAAGGCCUUCCUCCCAUAUUAUUCCAAACACCCAGUCACCCAGAAGACAAAACAAAGACGGAGUGUUUGCACCCGCUCGUCCGUAGCGAGUUUUUUUUGAUUGUAGCGGUGCAUAAACGGUUGGAAGUUUUCGGGUUGUCGAGAAAAUGUCAUAUGCGGUACGUUAAAGGCUUGUUUUGUUGCAUAUGGGACAACCGGGACGUACAGAUAACAAUACAGAAUGGCAGUCAAUUUCUGACAUUUUGCGGGCUCGAAAAGAGGGUGUCAAAUGUGGUUUGA
Molecule: messenger RNA, 507 nt
Organism: Lachancea sp. 'fantastica'
Lineage: Eukaryota; Fungi; Ascomycota; Saccharomycetes; Saccharomycetales; Saccharomycetaceae
Source: the annotation of a GenBank genome assembly